Moneuplotes crassus is the source of this 1362-nucleotide messenger RNA. The record is from the annotation of a GenBank genome assembly. NCBI's taxonomy places the organism in Eukaryota, Ciliophora, Spirotrichea, Euplotida, Euplotidae.
AUGAACAACAGAGGAAACUCAAACUACAAUGGAAGGCUGAAUGGAACCUCAGAUACCAUCAUUAACAGAAUAAACUCAACAAAAGUUAAGAUCAACGAAACAUCAAUUAACUCUGCUGCAUUUCAGGACCAUAUUAUGAACAGUUUCAAUUUAGGAGGGAUAGACCCAUUUAGACAGAAGCCAAGACUUCCUAAAAGACCAUCUUAUUUAUCAAAAUCCAAGAAAAAGCCUCCAACAGGAACAAAAAGAUCUCUAGCAAAUGCUGGAAUGAACAUUAUGAGGACUGAAUCUGCAAAUUCAAGUGUUUCUAUUCCAAAGACAAGAACUGGGCUCAGUAAGAAAUAUGGUUCAAGUUCAAGACCAAAACUUCUACAUGAAGAGAGUAAAGUCGCUACAAAUGGAGGCGUGUAUCGAACCAAAAACCUGCUUGAGAAGCUCAACACAGAGACUUACAUAGACAUUGAGAAGAAAAGGGAAGAUUAUGUGAACAAAUUAUCUCUUGCCCAACGCAGAGGUCUUGUUGAACGCCCUCCAAUGCCUCUCUCCUUAAAAGAAUGGAAAGGGAUUGAAACAAAGGGAGCAAUUCGUUCAGAAAACAACGACUCAUGUUCUAUCUGACUGGAGAAAUUUAAGAUUGAGGCUCAGACAAUUCUAUCCUGCUCACAUAUAUUUCAUACGAAUUGCUUACAUAGCUUUGAGAAGUAUAGCCGUCACAAGAUGUGACCCCUCUGAAGGUCCAAAGAUUAUGAUAAAAAGGAAUAUGUAGCAGGCCAGAAGAAAUUCUUAAUAAAUUGAUUGAUCAAAAUCCAAUCCUUAGUCAAAGGCUUCCUCCAGAGGCUGAAUUUUUAUGCAAAUAUGAAGGAAACAGGGUAUAAACCUGCCAAUGAGACUCUGAACCGAAACUUCAUUGCUUAUAAAUUAGGCAGAAUCAGUAAGAAGCAGAUCGAUCAUAUGAAGAAAGAGAGGCUAGGAGUUGAAGCCUACAUGAAGCACAUGAAAUUAGACACCAAAUCAGCAGAGGCUCUUAUUGAAGAAUUCUUACCAAAUGUCGAAAAGAUAUUCAGGGAUCGAGCACAAGCAAUUUCAAAUUUAAAAAUCAAACUUGAAGAAAAAUCUCAGACGAAAUUGACUUAUAGAUGGCAAAGAGCUUAUGAUAAAGCUUCGAAGAGAGCAGACUGAGAAUGAGCUAUAUGCUACAGCAACUUUAACACAGAUAAGCCUACGUAUCUCCUCAGCUGUAGUCAUAUCUUCCAUCAAGCAUGAUUAGACAACUUCGAAAGGUUUGAUAUGUCUAUGAGGCAAGCAUGUCCAUUGUGUAGAGUUGGGUAUGAAAAAUUGUUAAUUAAGCUUAAAACUGAGUAA